AUGAAUGAAGAUGCUGUAUUUUUCCAACAAGCGGCCGAAGCUUUAAUCGCUACCAGCUUGAAAAACUCAAAUGUUGAUCCGACAAUAAAGGAGCUGCUGAAUCGGCUCAAACAUGUGAAGCCAGGAGUCUCUGCGACUCGGGUUCCUCAGCAGAUUCCUCUAGAGAACAAAUCCGUUUUGGACUACUUCGAUCAACUUCUCAGUAAUACAGAUGUCAUUUCAACCAGCACAGACGCAGUCUCGAGCAGUUCAUUUGGUUCGGGAGCGGACCGCAAGAGAAGAAGGUCAGACACCGCGGAACACGGUAGCCAAGACGAAAGAAAGGAUGAUGGCAGUGGCAGCAAAGGCAGCACAUCAUUAGAUGAUGAUCCUACGGCGAAGAAAUUCCCGUGCGCUAAAUGUGAUCUGAUAUUUCGACGUUCCAGCGAUCUCAGAAGACACGAAAGAGCACACUUGCCCAUUCUACCGAACAUUUGCACCCUUUGCGGUAAAGGCUUCGCUCGUAAGGAUGCACUCAAGAGACAUUUCGAUACAAUGACGUGCAAGAGAAAUCGGGAAAAACUUCUGAGCAUAGGGGGAGAUAUCAACGAAAUACUGGAAAAGGCCAAGCUCAACGGUGCAAAGGUAUGA
This is a messenger RNA of Lachancea dasiensis, 630 nucleotides long. The record is from the annotation of a GenBank genome assembly. Lineage: Eukaryota; Fungi; Ascomycota; Saccharomycetes; Saccharomycetales; Saccharomycetaceae.